This is a messenger RNA of Schizosaccharomyces japonicus yFS275, 1560 nucleotides long. RefSeq names its product DNA-directed RNA polymerase I complex subunit Rpa49. Gene Ontology annotation, biological process: transcription elongation by RNA polymerase I; DNA-templated transcription. The transcript has a single exon. NCBI's taxonomy places the organism in Eukaryota, Fungi, Ascomycota, Schizosaccharomycetes, Schizosaccharomycetales, Schizosaccharomycetaceae. Gene Ontology annotation, cellular component: RNA polymerase I complex; nucleolus. Gene Ontology annotation, molecular function: DNA binding. The coding region runs from base 42 to 1301 and encodes 419 amino acids. The record is from RefSeq and is a predicted model, not a curated record.
GUUUGUGGCUGACCUUGGGACACACAGCUAGAACCAGGAUAAUGGCAGGGGAGCCUAAAGGGAAGAAACGCAAGUCGAGAGACAGCAGCGCAUCCAGUCGUGAAAAGGUUCGUGGACGGAACCAGCUGGAUGUAUUUGUGACGCCUAUUUCUGGCUGUGAGCCUCCUGAAACAACAAAGUUCCAUGGAUAUGUCCGUAAUGGAAAGAAGCGUGUAGUUUCUUUGAUCGGUACGACCGAAAAGGUUCGUUAUGAAGCUACGAAUGCGUCCAAUACCCAAUCAGCUCCCAAUUACUGCCUUGCUGUGGUUGACAAGGACGGUAAGGUGAAGCGUCUUCAUCCCGCAACCUUUUUGGGAUCUUUUGAGCGUUCUGUACUUGCACUCCAGAACAAUGAUGCUCUUAUUAAGAAACAACGUGGUUCUAUUAACGGCGCCAUUAUGCAACAAAGAGCCAACUUGGGUCUUGCUUUCGGUACUCGAAAGAGUCAAAAGGCUAUUAUGGAUGAGACAGCCAAUCGUGUCAAGGCCGAGACUUUGGGAGACAUCAAGAGUCAACUUAUCAGUAACGUCGAGAAGGCUACUGCUGCUCUUCCUUCGCAGGCAGAGCUUGACGCCAAGCAAGCAUCUGACCGUCCCAUUCCUCCUGUCAACAUGGCUGCCGAAACGGUGGAAGAGGCGUACAACCUUUAUGACAUUAUUGGCAAGGAAGAGCUUGCUGCCAUUAACGUUAAACCGAUGCUUGACUCGCAGGACGAGCAAGCUUGGCUACAAAAACUCCCCACUCGUCACUCGAGUUUCGUCAACAAACGCUUCAGCCGUAUUGUUUCGCUGGAGGAGAAGGACUUCCAACGUGCCAAACUUGUUUAUGUGGUUGCUUUGUUGCAAGCUUUCGUUUCCGCUAGACGGUCUGUUAAUGACCGCGAGACUUUGCGGAAAAAACUUGGAUUCCCACCAGAGAUUGUCAUCGACGGCUUGUUGAAACGUUUUACGGAACGCAAUGGCACGGGUGCAUUGCAGGUCUCUACUAAGGGUGUUGACAAGAUUAUGUGUUACAUGUUCUUGCUUUGUCUGAUGCUUGACAAUUACUCUACUGAUGUAACCACUCUUGCCAACGAUCUUAGUAUAAAAAACAUGAAGGCCAACGAACUCUUUAAAACUCUCGGUUGCCGAAUUAUGGCUUACACCGAGACACAAUGGAAAGCUAUGGGCAUCACAAAGACCGAGGCACGCAGUCGGAAGCGUGCUGUCUUGAAGGUUCCUCUCGAGUUCCCCAGACCUCGUAGGGGACGUGCUCGCAACUAGUUUUGUUGUCCGUCUGUUAUAAAAAAAGAGGUUGUAACUGUGCAUUUUGGAGAGUUGCUGUCAGCUCCUUUUACUGUUCAUUUUGUUUCAUGUGUGGGAACUGCGGUAUCUGUUUCUUUUUGGUGACCGUUUUAAUACAUGAAAAAACACAUACUGGCCUCUAAAAAACAAAGUGCAAGUUUAGCUUCUUCAGUGCUUACGUUAAGGCAGAAAGUGAGAAGGUGAACUGCAUAUUUUUACAUAGUCCUAAAAAAAUAGA